AUGUUAUGUCGCUACUGCCACCAAGGCUACAAUAUAGCGCUCUGCGCCAAAAAGUUCAAAUCUACUCAUAGAAGCUCAAAUAGAGGACCAAGCGUCCAACUACUCCUACCAAGUAAGGGAGCAGAAGUAUUCAAUGCAAAUAAUCCAUCUAAAGUCACGAAGUUAAUUACUAAAAGCCAACAAACUUUAGCAGUUUUGCGGCUAUCAAACGAAAUUAUUAUUGAUCCUGUUGAUAUACUCAUUCUAAAAAAGAGCUCCUUGAUUAUAAGAGCAAAUACCAAGCCUAAGUUAACAUCUCAAAUAAAAUAUAUUUAUAAAAAUGGCAAUGAGGCAAAAUUCAACACAAAAAAGGCAUUGGUAUCAAGGAUUCCCUUGAAUCUUCUGAAGCCAUGGACACAUAUGAUCAGUUUAAGCAGAAUGUAUAGAAAAGCUCUAUGUAAACUGAGAUCGACUUGGAAUAGAUUAAGCAAAGAAUCCCAAAGAAUACAAAAACUGAUCGACAUAAAUGAAGAAAGUACACCUUUUAAAAGGUCAAUACGACCAAAUAAUCAAGGAUCAAUUAUAGGUCAUGCGCUAAACCAACUUUAUAAAGGUCCAUCUUUCAUUCUUCAAUUAAUCGCAGUGCUCUUAAGGCUAAGGAAGGGAGAAUUUCUUUUAAUGGGUUGGCCUCAACGACAAUCAAAGAGAUGUCACAAGAUUCCAUUGGCUAAAAAAAUGCCAAUCAACUCCCAUCUGAUGAUAAUCUUCUCAUCAUCUAUCGAUUUACUCGAGUUCCCGGCGGUAAUCAAAUUUCAUCUGGAAAUAAUUGACACUGAUCUUUCUAGACAGGUGAUCAAUAAUUUAUAUAUUGAUAACGUUUUCCUAACAUUUGAUGAUCAACAAAAAAUCAUCCAAUCUUACGAACAAUUUAGAAUUUUCAGCAAAGUAAUGAUGAACGUUCACAAGUUCAUCUCGAAUAGCGAAAAAAUUGAAUUUCAAGCAUUGAAUCCUGGCAAGAAUUUAUCUGAAGAGCAUCUAAAAACCUUAAUAGUAGAGAUCGAAAAUUUAGUUAAUCUACAUCCAUUAAUCGAGAUUUGGAAAUCUGAUUACAAUAACUCAUUGAAAGAAAUUAAAUGGCCUGUGGCAAAAAUUCUUGCUGUACAUGAUUCAUCUGAUAAUAACACCAUAAGAUAUGCCGCGAUACAAUUGGCAAAUGGCAAACAACUUUCGAGACCUAUUUCAUUACUCUACCAUUUAGAAAUAGACGAAAAGCAAUGUUGA
This is a messenger RNA of Dracunculus medinensis (Guinea worm), 1260 nucleotides long. The record is from the annotation of a GenBank genome assembly. Lineage: Eukaryota; Metazoa; Nematoda; Chromadorea; Rhabditida; Dracunculidae.